This is a messenger RNA of Haliotis rubra (blacklip abalone), 5739 nucleotides long. RefSeq lists its product as uncharacterized. The coding region runs from base 275 to 3628 and encodes 1117 amino acids. The record is from RefSeq and is a predicted model, not a curated record. The transcript has 6 exons. Lineage: Eukaryota; Metazoa; Mollusca; Gastropoda; Lepetellida; Haliotidae.
AUUCAUUUUCCCAGUCGCAAGCUUUUCCGAAGAUAGCUUGGUCACAAGGUCGAUGUCUGUCUGUUUGAAUAACAUAUUGAUCUAAGUUUGUAAUUGAUAUGUUAUUUAUGUUUACUUACCCACAAAUGUUAGGCCUGCAGUAAUGUCACCGCCGAAGGUACGUUCACAGAUGUUACAGACAUCAAUCAACUGGUAGGAACAAGUGGCUGGUUUGGGAAUUUGAAAGUCUGCGUACUGAGAAUCUCAGUGAGAUAUUGUCAAACCAGGAGCUACAAUGGAUAGCGGAGAGAUGGAGGCCGAACACAAGUUUAUAGGCAGGGAAAAACUGUCUGAGGACCUUGUUAGCCAGGUCGUGUCAAAGAAGACACGUGUGAUCUGUUUAGACGGAGAACCGGGCAUUGGUGUGUCAAGAUUUGCCGAGUUCUGCUUGAGAAGGGUUGAGGAACAUCAGCAACACACAUGCUUCUUUAUUGACUGUCAGAAAGUUCCAGGAAAAACAAAAGAAGAAGUUGAGGAAAACUUUAAGACAUGUUUUGAAGAAGAUGUUAUCCAAAAGACUGUAACAAAGUCAUCAACUAUUUUUGACAGCAGUAAUCGGCAGGAAAUGAUAGAUGAUCUGGUGAAGAAGUUUGCAGCAUUUCUUCAUGGAAAUCAAGAAUCUCAUGUGAAUCUCCUGUUGGACAAUAUUGAUCGGAACAGCAAGGGUAUCGUACAGUCGUUUGUGAUCAAUGCACUUAAGUCAUUCAAAAGAAGAAUCACAAAUGUAACUUUUAUUCUAACUUCUCGGAUGAAGCUCUCUUUUUCACAAUUUAAAAUGGAAUCAGUGAAAAUCCAGCCUUUCACCAAAGAUGAAGUGAGGAAAUUCUUUCUUGACAACUUUGACUUUUCAUUCCGAGAAGAUGUAUUCAGGAUUGUUCAUGACUGGUGUGGUGGGAACGUGACUGUCUUGUGUUUAGUAGGUCGGGAACUGAGAGAUCUUGAAGACAUGUCCUUUGACCAGGAGGACUUGUCAGCUGUUAUUGUCCAAGGGUCAUCACAAGAUGCUUUACGCCUCGUCAACAGCGAAAGCUUGGCAGAUGAGGAGAAAUGGAGCCAAAUCUUUGCUCGAUUCUUUGAACAGCUGGCUAGAAGAGCACAAGAUCAUUUGCAGAAAGUUGCAUAUUUUGCCAGUGACUUCACAGCAGAGGAUUUGAACAAAAUGCGUCCAAAUGAGUCUGUAGCUCUGACAAAACACCGUGUUCUUGUUGAGCUUAUGAGGACAAAUGCUAUUCGUCACAAUCGGACUGACAAAACCUUCAAGGUUGAUCAACUGACUAAACAGUGGCUGGCCACCCAGGAAAAAGGAACUGACGAGGACUGCUGGCUUGAUCCGUCUAACCAUGGCCGUGAUGAUGAGGUUCAAGACACAAAAACCGACCCCUUUUCUGAAUCUAUGGAUGACAACACACAGCAGCCUGUUAAAGCAAACGGACAGGUAGAUGGAAAUAUCAAACCUGGCCACAUAACGCUGAAUGAACUUUUGCGGCAAAGGAAUGUGAUUUCUGAACCAAGCCAGCACGAUGGUUCCAAUCAAUCGUCCGGUGAGCUGAAGAACAAUACUCCUGAUAUUGCUGGAACUGGGCCCCUGGAGUCUCCAGCAAGAUCUGAGAGAUGUGACAAUGUAACUCUCAACAUUGUUGCAAGUGACGGCAGGCCUAUGGCAUCUUCAACUCCAUCUUUGUGUCAGCCACAAGGAUGUGUUAAUCUGUGUGGUGAUCCCUCUCCGAAGGAAAAACUACCAGAACGCUUUAAAGACUUAUCAAUAAAACCUUGUAACCUUGACAAUAAUACCAGUGGUUUUGAAGGGAGGAGUGUAGAUUUAGGGGAGUUCAAUGGUUAUGCAGAUCCAAGUCGUAAGCAGCACAUAUUUUCGGAGAGUAGUGUGGACAGUUUUGAAAACAAUGAACUGCAGCCUACAGCCAUGCCCACGCCUUUUAGAAAAUCGGCAUCUAUCCCAGAACAGGAUGAACCUCAUGCCAUGAUCAGCAAAGAUAAAGGAUCUGCCUCUGUGGUUGAUUUUGUUCAAGGGUCACCCUCUCAACAUGUUGAACAGACACUACCAUAUGAACAUACACUACCAUGUGAACAGAAAACUACAUGUGAACAGACAGCACCAAGUGAACAGACACCAGCAUGUGAACAGACAGCCCCAAGUCCCUGUAGACAAACUGAAGCAUCAUGGACAAAUGUACCUUCAGAUAACGACAGAAUAGAAUCUCAGACUCUUUUAAAAUUUGCUUUAAUGGCAGAUCAGCCAAGAGAAGCCUCGGACGUGCAAGGAUGUGACCAUGAACAGUUCAACAUGACCUCAUCGGGACCCUUUGCCAUGGCAAAGAAGACAAAAGAUGAUCAUAGAAAUCUUCUAAAACAAGAUGCUGUAGAUAAAUCAGAAUGGCAUGCGGACACAGAAGAGAAUCAUCAAAACUACUCAGCACAAAAGACAGAAUCAGUGAUGGGAAGAACCAGCGGUGGAGAGGGACACUUGGAAGGGCAUCAAGACCUUGCAUCAGGGAUGAGACACAACAGUUCCUACUUCGACUCUGAUACUCCUGCAACAGUCCGACCUCCACCCGACCGCCAUCUUUUUGGAGCAUUCAAUAGGACUAAUGAAGAAAGAACUAACAUCAGCUCAAGGAGAUCGGACACAGGGGGAAAAGAUGUGACUGACAAAGGUGCACAGAACGUUCAGAAUUCUAGAACUGUUUAUGUUCAGCCAAUACAGUGCACUUCAGUCGGACUCCCACAGGGCUGCACCCCUUCUGACCAACAGAACAUCCAGUAUCCCAGCUUGGACCAAUCAGCAAGGUCAUAUGUAGAACCAAUUCAGUUGUUUCAAACAGCCCCAGGUGAUGUUCUGGAGCAGCAGUUGCCCCAUUACAGACUACCUUGCCCAGGGAGUGCUGUCACACUGAACUCUCAGCAUUACCCCAGGAGUCAUUUCCCACUGAAUACUCAGUCCCACCCCAUGCGAGGUGCGACAUGGCACUCACAGCCUCAACCUAGAGGAGGUGGGCAGACACGUCCUGCAUUAAGACAUAAUGUCCAGCAGCAAUCAUCUGCUCAAAUCUUCAGUUCUUCAAUGGCACAGCUUCCAUUACUUGCCAGUGAGUAUUCCCCUGAUUCAACACAGAGCCAGCCAGUUCCAAGCUUCCCUAGCCACAUUAGUACAGUGACACCAUCCAGCAAUCAUCAGAACCCCCAGCAUAGAUGUACAUCAUCAGGGACUUCCAGCAUACGGUUGCACCCACAGGGACCUCAAGGACCAUGGGGAGUACAGAUCAGACAUGCUGCUUCCCAGCCUUUACAACAGCCAACUCAAAACUCAAUUCCUAGCAUUCAUCUGAUUGCUCAGCAACAGCAAUACUACCAGCAACAACAGCAGUGGCAGCAGCAGCAACAAUACUACCAGCAACAGCAGCAGUGGCAGCAGCAGCAACAAUACUACCAGCAACAGCAGCAAGUGGCAGCGACUUAUCAGCAGAACCUUCCCAGCUUCCGUUUUCAGAGAAAUGAGCCAAUAAGAACACCAAUGAUGUGUGCCAUGCAACCAGAGAGUGCUGGAUUCAUCAGUCAUGUCCAUCAGCAUUAACCCCUGUGUGUGUCCCAGGCAUUAACCCCUGUGGGUGUCCCAGGUUAGAAUGGGUUCCUGACACUAUGGGUGGCCAGUGACCCGAUUCAUUGUGUGAAAUGGUUAUGAAACUAUUAAACAUUUUCUUAACCUUCCAGAGCAAAGUAUGAUGUUUGAUCAACCAAAUAUGUUUUCAUUCUCUUACUUGCUUGUUUUUAUUUACAGGUUUAUGUAUACUGGCUUAUUAGAGAUGGCGCACAGAUAAAUGUCCUUACUUGAAUCAUCAAUUACACAGUGUUUAUAUCUUCAGCAACUAUUUCCCAAACUCAGAUAGAUGUAAUGGAGAUACUUACUUUAGAUGUGGUCUAUUGUGUCAAAUUGCACCAAAAGUCAGAAUCACUUUUCACUUGGCCUUGACCUCUGAGAGUAAGGCUCUCACAGGGUUCCUUUGAACUCCAGCGCUGGUUAGGUUCAGAUGAACUCAAGUGCUGGUUAGGUUCAGAUGAACUCAAACGCUGGUUAGGUUCAGAUGAACUCAAGCACUGGUUAGGUUCAGAUGAACUCAAGCGGUGGUUAGGUUCAGAUGAACUCAAGCGCUGCUUAGGUUCAGAUGAAGUCGAGCAGUUGACCAAGGUACAUAACUCAUACCUGUGUUUCUCUAACAUGCAUGGCAUCCAUGGAAAAGAAGCUGUACAGUGUCUUGAGGUAGAAAGAAAAAUGACAAACAGUUGAUGUUUUUGCAUGUUCCUGUUAAAAUCCAACAGUCCAGUUUAAUGGAACUAAGGGUACUUGAGUACAUCUUUUCUAUUCAUCAGAUGCCUAUCUGAAGGGUGUUUCCUCUAAAAUGUUUGACCUAUGAAUCUUUCUCCACUAAAUGAUUUGAUGUGUAUAUUUAUUGUGUAUAGUUAUUUGGUAUGGCUGCCAUAAUGGACAAGGUAUUAGUGACUGCUUCCAGCUCAGUUGAUUGCAUCAUUCAGUAUAUUGUAAAUGAAGCUGUAUCGCUUAUUAUUUCUAACAAUGAUAGCUCAUGGACAUAGAUGAAUGUUCUUGACUAGAAGAAUGAUGAAUCAGGCUGUCAAAUGUCUGUGAUUUGAGGGUGAUGUUCUGUGUACGUGUAUGAUACACAGUUCAGUCACUUCUGUUCCAUCCACUUCCUGGCACGUCUUCCAUCUUGCCUGGCUAAGCAAUACUCAGAUCAGUGCUCACUAGUGUUGACUUGUUCUGCUUGAGAUUAUCUAUUUUAUUGGGUAUCCUUUAUUUAUGAUUCAAAGUAUUUAUGUGUAUGACACAUAUAUAUUAUUACAGGCACUAUUUAUGACACUUUGUAACAUCUCUGAAGAAUUAUCUCAUGGAGAUCACUUCAGUAAUAUUUAUCCAAGUUUCUAUGAAUAUGAUAAACAUGUGACCUUGGUAUGAUUAUUUUGUACAGAUGUGACAUUUUACUUGCCAGUUGAGUGUGUUAUUAGCUCAUCAGAAAAUGGCUGCCUUAAAUCUCACUCAGACAUGACCCUGUUAUUAUUCAACAGCUGUACAUCUCAGUCCGAGGGGUUGUCUCCCUUAUGUCAACCAACCAAAUGAAAUGUCAAGAUGACUGAUGUAAAUAAACCUUACAGUUUGUCACAUACACUAUUGACUGUCGGGCUGGAUAUACUUUUGUCUGUUUGCCUUGUCAAGUACAUUUUCUUUUCAAGACAUUUAACGUUACCAGAUAUGUAUGCAUAUUACUUCAGCAUAAUAACUCAUUCGUAACCAACUUGUGUUAUUCUGGGACAAGCCGAAUAUGUUAUGGAAAGGGGCGAGUGGUGAUGAAUGAUAACAACUGCGCUGUUAGGUUUUUAUAUUUACACCAGUAUCUGUUUACCCUAUGCUGUCUGACGGUCUGGAAGAUCACCAUUUUGGAAAUCUUGGACCCAACAUGAGAUUAAGAUUACGGCAGUUUGUUUAUAUGUGUUGUGAUGUUUUGAUGUAUUGGGGAUACAUCAAGUCUUUAUUGAGGAUAAUUAAGACCUAUAGAUUUGUCUAUAGACAUAAUACCUGUGAAGGUCCGGGUUAGAAUUGAUCUUCAGUAAACCAUGCUUGUUGUAAGAGGCUACUAAUGGGGUCGAGUGGUCAGGCUCACUGACUUGGUUGAC